AUGUGGUCUUCUUUUGCCUAUCAUGAGCCAAGCACAGCACAACUGUUGAUACUUGCUUCUUGGGUAUAUCUACUCAAUCUAUUAGGUUGGAUUUCGCAACAUCUGUUGAGUGCUCAGCUAUUAGGUCAGAUUCUGAUUGGAAUCAUCUUCGGUACACCGGUCGCGGGAUGGCUUGAUCAGAGCUGGGAAGAAGCCUUUGUAGCUAUCGGAUAUGUGGGUCUGCUUUUAAUAGUCUUUGAGGGCGGCCUGAGCUCAUCUUUCGCCAAUGUUGUAUCGCUACUUCCCCUUUCCACCUGUAUCGCUUUGACUGGUAUCCUGCUUUCCAUCGCAUUGUCAUUUGUCCUGAUUCCCUUAGCGUCAUUCUCAACCUUGCACGCUUUCGCUGCGGGCGCUGCGCUCUCGUCCACAUCUCUAGGGACAUCACUCUCGGUUCUCAAUCCUGCCUCCGUAGGAUUUGACCUUCGAGAAACCAAGCUCGGAACUGCUUUACUAUCGGCAGCAGUCAUGGAUGAUGUAGUCGCUUUCGUACUAGCUAGUAUUCUGACCACAUUAGGUGAAGACGAUAGUUCCUCUCAAGAUUUAAUCGGUAAAAGCGUAGGGAGGACAAUUGGAGUGACUAUAGCAUUAGGAAUCGUUGUCGUGCCUUUAACCCGUUUCGUACUCAAGCCUUCAUAUGGUAGACUGCAAAGUGGAAUAAGAUGGAAAGAAGCUGUCUGGGGCGGAGAACCAUUACUAGUUGGACUUAUGGCUUGCUCGUUCAUCGGAAUGGUGGCUGCUGCCGGUUACGCAGGAACGUCGCCGUUGUAUGGAGCUUAUAUCGCUGGACUUGCUUGUGCUUAUCUCAAUGACACUUGGAAGGUUACAUCCCAUCUGGAAGGAUUAGGAGAAUCCGGACAUACCCUCGAUCAAAAUACACAUAAUUUGGGGUUGAGAAGGCUUAAUACUUAUCCUGGAAAUUCAAGACUUGGUACUACCUCUUCUAACUCUAUUCAGCCUCUCUCAUCUGGAGGUCUUUUGUCGGAGCAGCACAUUGUAACCCCUACUUUACGCUCAGCCUUUGAAAGAUAUCUGACACCUCUUCUUACGUAUCUUUUCGUACCGAUUUUCUUUGGCUCAAUCGGAUAUUGUAUACCUUUCGUUCCGCUUUGGCAAGGUAGAAUCAUUUGGCGUGGAAUUAUUUACGCUAGCUUGAUGUUACUUGGUAAAGCAGCUUGUGGACUCUGGUUGCUCUUCUGGCCAAAAGGCAAGUCCCAAUCAGCCAAAGGGUGUUCCCGGGACGAGAAGGAGCUCGGAUCUUGGAAAGGAGCGGUCUUUUUAGGAAGCGCGAUGGUCGCCAGAGGAGAAAUUGGAUUAUUAAUUUCUCAAAUCGCUUAUAACACUCCUCGAGCCCUUCUUACCGAAGAUGAAUUCCUCAUCGUUAAUUGGGGAAUCAUCCUCUGUACCAUCAUUGGUCCGUUAAGCGUAGGUUGGAUCGUGCGACGAUUCGGGAAAAGUGUAAUGGAUGGUGGCUGGGAUUAG
Kwoniella shivajii is the source of this 1518-nucleotide messenger RNA. RefSeq lists its product as uncharacterized. The coding region runs from base 1 to 1518 and encodes 505 amino acids. Gene Ontology annotation, cellular component: membrane. The record is from RefSeq and is a predicted model, not a curated record. Lineage: Eukaryota; Fungi; Basidiomycota; Tremellomycetes; Tremellales; Cryptococcaceae. Gene Ontology annotation, molecular function: antiporter activity. The transcript is spliced from 3 exons. Gene Ontology annotation, biological process: proton transmembrane transport.